AUACUCCCAUCGCUCACUCCCGCGCCCAACUGCAUCAGCUUAUGAACCUUACCAACCUCAGCAGCUACGAUCCCUUCGCCGACACCGGCGAAGACGCGCUCCAGGCCGUCGACGCCGCCGCCGCGGAGCAGAAGGCUGCCGCCGCCGCCGCCAAGCAGAAGCAGGGCGGUGCCAUCCACAUUCGCAUCCAGCAGCGCAAUGGCCGCAAGACGCUGACCACGCUGCAGGGCCUGCCCAAGGAGUACGACAGCAAGAAGCUGCUUAAGGCGUUCAAGAAGGAGUUCGCGUGCAACGGCACGCUCGUUGAUGAUGAGGAGAUGGGCCAGGUGAUUCAGCUGCAGGGCGACCAGCGGCAGAAGGUUGCCGGCUUCCUCAUCGAGGAGGGCAUCCCCAAGCAGGAGGUCAAGGUGCACGGCUUCUAAGCUGCGCCUGCAACGGCCGCGCACUUCGGAGGGGCGCAGUCCGGCCGUGGCCGUGGCGGAGCGGCAGUCUGUCGAUCGGUGGACUGCCGUGCGAGGCACUCCUCUGCGAUGUCAGAGCACGGCAGCGAGGCUGCGCGGCGUGCUUCUAGGCCAUCCCUUGCCGCACGACGCCGACGAGGCGUCUACCCCGUGCU
This is a messenger RNA of Tilletiopsis washingtonensis, 616 nucleotides long. Its product is annotated as eukaryotic translation initiation factor SUI1. Gene Ontology annotation, biological process: translational initiation. Bases 42 to 422 code for a protein of 126 amino acids. Gene Ontology annotation, cellular component: eukaryotic 43S preinitiation complex. The transcript has 4 exons. NCBI's taxonomy places the organism in Eukaryota, Fungi, Basidiomycota, Exobasidiomycetes, Entylomatales. The record is from RefSeq and is a predicted model, not a curated record. Gene Ontology annotation, molecular function: translation initiation factor activity; ribosomal small subunit binding; RNA binding.